AUGGGUGGAGGUACGGGUAGAGGGGCAGAGGAGGAGUCAGGAGCACCAGGGGGGUGGGAUGCUCAAAUUGAUCCAGGGAUAUACGGAAGGAGGGCUGGGGAGAGGGGAAGGAUGGGACCGGGUGCAGGGAGGGGUGUCUUUGGUGCUGGGAGUGGGUCCGGGGAAACAGGGGACAGAGGGUUAUCUGGUCAGCACGGGCACCCGGUGACUCAGCACGGGCACAGGGCAGUGCAGGGGCGCGGACGGGCAGUGGGGGUGCGGGCGGUGAUGGAGGAGGCAGCUGCAGCAGCCGCUGCUGCUGCCACAGCACCACGGGGGCCAAGCCCUGGGCCAAGGGGUUUGAGUGGGGAAGCAGGGAGAAGGGAGGGUGGCAGUAGAGGGCGAGGGGAGGAAGGUAACGUUGGGCUUAGAGGACGAUUUGUGGGGGAAAGGUCCGCUCAGCAGCUCAUGGCACAUGGUGGGGCGAAGGUGCCUGAGUUGCCGCUAUCUCCCAUGCUAGGCGUGUUGGCAGCAACUGGCGGCACUGCAGCAGUGGCAGCAGCAGCAGCAGCAGCAGCAGCAGCAGCAGCAGGAGGAGGAGGAGCAGCAAGAGGGGUGCGAGCAGGCACAGACAGAGUAGCCAGCAUUACAGUCACCUCAGCUGCGGCCAGGGGUGCAGCACCUGACAACAUCACCACACCAGCAACGAACCUACCUUUGAAGGGUCGUAGGCUGGUGGUGGCCGUAGGGAGCAACGCUGACAGUGCUGGGAGAGUCGUUGCAACCAGUGCCCGCGCUCUGACUCCCCAGCAGGAGCAAGGUCAUCAACAGCAGCUUCAACCACAGCUGCAGAUACAGCAACAGACGCAGCAGCAGCAAGGGCAGGUUCAGGGGAGAGCGGUGGGGCAGGGGUUAGUGAUUCGUGCGCGAGUGGAUGGCGCCUCAGCGUCCUCUCAACGUGUGGUGCAGGCGUCUUCCCUCCCUGCCUCCCAUGUGUCCCUUCCCUCUCAAGCAUCCCAUCCAUCCCACACACCCCACACUCGCCACACGCCCCAAGCACCAGGAGCACCCCAUGCCUCUCAUGCUACAUGGGCAACUGACCAGCGUCAACCUGUGAAGGUAAAUUCGUCCGGCCCUGAGGUCCCACCAGGGAGGAAGGACCUGAAGCGGGUCCGGUCCGAGCAGGAGGCUGCUCUGGGGAACGUGGUUCGGGAUUUAGCCAAUGCGACAGCUGGCAAGGCAGCUCCAGUGAAAGCUGGCGAAGCAAGUGGUCUGUUCUCGGGCCCUCGGCCGCUCUCAGAGCUUCUGAAGCGCAAGCGAGCAAGCGACGAGGGGGGUGGGGGUGAUGGUGGGGUAGCUGGUAGUGGGGCAGAGCAGGAGAAGGCUGUUGGUGAGAGGCAGACGAGGCUGGCGGAAGUGGAGGCGACAGGUGGGCAGGGUGAAGGGAAUGUGGGUAAGACCAGGAGGCUGUCGAGAGUGUUGAGUGGGCGUGGUGGCGGAGAAGUGGGGAAGAAAGCGGCAAGCACAGGAGCAGAAGCGUUGGGCACUGGAGCAGAAACAGCGGGGGGAGAAGCAACAAUUGCAGGCACAGGGGCAAGAGGCGCUAAUAAUGAGGAUGUGGAAAAGGAUGCUGUCCCUGGUGCGGCCGCUGCCCCUGUUUCUGCCCCUGCUGCAGCUGUUGCAGUGGAGGAGAAGGGUGGACACGUGGCUGAUGCCAAACUGGCUGAUGAUGCUGAUGAUGGUAUUCUCCUGGUUCGCAGUGGUAGCUCUCAGUCGAAGGGGGAGAGAGCAAUUGGAGAGGUGGACUUGGGGGAUGCGGAAUUGGUCGAUGAAGAGGACGAGGAUUACGACCUGGAGGGGAAGCUUGGCGAUUUGUGGUGA
Molecule: messenger RNA, 1860 nt
Organism: Closterium sp. Naga37s-1
Lineage: Eukaryota; Viridiplantae; Streptophyta; Zygnematophyceae; Desmidiales; Closteriaceae
Source: the annotation of a GenBank genome assembly